Messenger RNA from Rhizoctonia solani, 1998 nucleotides. Its product is annotated as Abhydrolase domain-containing protein. The transcript has 12 exons. The record is from RefSeq and is a predicted model, not a curated record. Lineage: Eukaryota; Fungi; Basidiomycota; Agaricomycetes; Cantharellales; Ceratobasidiaceae. Bases 1 to 1998 code for a protein of 665 amino acids.
AUGCUUCCCUCUCUCAUUAUCGGUGCUACUGCCCUCGCCGCAGUGGUCCGUGCUGACCCUUGGUCACUUCCCGAAGGAUAUCACCGAUACGCACCUCGAGCCGAAGGGUUCAACUGGGGUGAAUGUCCAGGAAACUUUACUGGGCGUGAAUGCUCGCGAUUCGAGGUUCCCCUUGACUGGGCAAAUCAUAGCGUUGGAAAGGCGACGCUUGCUGUUGCUAGGUACAAGGCUACAAAAGAACCUAAGCUCGGAACGCUCUUUGUGAAUCCUGGUGGUCCAAGCGGUAGCGGAGUAGAGCUCAUCCUAUCGUCAGGUGCCGAAAGAAUCUCAGAGAUGGCUGGUGAUCAAUAUGACGUCGUUAGUUGGGACCCCCGUGGUGUUGGUCUCACGGUUCCCCGCGCAGACUGCUUCAAGACUGGGACCGAAGAAAACGCGUUUUGGGAAGGAACCAUUCCACGCGCAGGGCUCGAAGCGCGGGGUAACUUCACCGAUCAGCGCGAUCUUGAUGCAUUUUAUGAGCAAGAGGACGAGGUCGAUGUACUGUUGGAGGAACUCGGCAAACGCUGUGUCGCAUAUAGCCCUGAUACAUUCCAGUACAUUGGAACCGCCGCCGCCGCACGCGAUAUGGUUGCCAUGCACGACGUUCUCGAGGGGCCAAAUAAGCCUGUUGACUAUUGGGGGCUUUCGUAUGGUACAGUAGUUGGUAUCUACUUUGUGAAUAUGUUCCCGGAUCGCGUUGGGCGCGUAGUACUUGAUGGAGUUGUUGACCCUGAGUACUGGGCGAACCGCCCUGCGCACGAGAUGUGGAGGAUCAAGACAGAAUCCACAGAUGAAGCACUUACGGGAUUCCUGACCGCUUGCGCCGCUGCUGGACCAUCGGGAUGUGCACUUGCGACCAAAAACUCCACCACAGAUAGCCUCCGGGAGCUAGUGCGUGACUUGAUUGAUGCUGCCUAUGACUACAAACGCGAGAAUGGCCCUAAUGCCCAAGUUGGAUCUGCAAUGAUUCGAAUGGCAAUCUACCGUGGGUUGUACACGCCAUCGCGAUGGCCUGCCAUGGCUGAAGAGGGUGCCAAAUACGUUGAAGCUUUCCGCAAUCUCUCACUGCUGUCGAAUUCGCCUCACAAACGCUCACUUCUCGAACCCUUGCUUGAUAUUGUUCGUCGACAGACUUCCAACAAUGGAACUUCUAACAAUGGAACUUCCAACAACGACCCUGCUCCCGACUAUUCGUUCCAAGGCGUAACUUGCGCGGACGCAGUCGAUGCGGGAAACACCACCACCAGGGACGUAUUUGACUUCUUGGUAAAAGUGACUCGUGAAGUCAGCCCAAUGUUCGGCCCGCAGUGGGGUGACGGUGGCUUAUACUGCCAUCGCUGGCCAGUUCGGGCUGUCGAGCGCUAUACUGGACCCUGGAAUAAGAAGCUCUCCAACCCUAUCCUCGUUAUUGGUAACGAGGCUGACCCCGUCACUCCUUAUAUCUCUGCGAAAAAGGUUGCCGAUGCACUGGGUGACUCGGCCAUUCUAAUCGAACAAGAUGAUUAUGGUCAUCUAUCGUUGGCCAUGCACUCGACCUGUACUAUCUCUGCUCUCCAAGAUUAUUUCCUUAACAACAAGCUUCCUAGCCAAGAUAAACUUUGCGGAACCAACCAGCAACUCUUCCCCGGACCUGGUGUUACAAAGAGCACAAUCUCCAAACUCAACGUCCAUAACUCAGCAACCGACCCAUCCUCGCUUGAAGAUGAACUGGACAAGGCUCGUGAACGCGGCGACAAGUUGUUUAUCCUCGUCAUUACACUCGCUGCCGCUUCCGGUCUUUUGCUCCUCGGUCUCAUCUUCUCGUGCAUCCGUGGCCGCCGUAAAUCGAAGGUUGCCCAUGCGACAUACAUUCCUCGUGGGGCAUUCGAGAAGGGUGGCGACGAGCAAGGGCAUAUAUAUGAUCCGUACGGCAAGGGCUCUGGGUCGAAGUCAGGCGGAUACGCACGUGUGGAGACGUGA